Molecule: messenger RNA, 2305 nt
Organism: Mytilus californianus (California mussel)
Lineage: Eukaryota; Metazoa; Mollusca; Bivalvia; Mytilida; Mytilidae
Product: heat shock 70 kDa protein 12B-like
Exons: 5
Coding region: 125-2206 (693 amino acids)
Molecular function (GO): ATP binding; ATP-dependent protein folding chaperone
Source: RefSeq, a predicted model, not a curated record
UGUAUGACGACACACAUAUAAAAUGAAAAGUAUGAUAGUAAAGUAAGUAAAACACAACUGUUGCCAACAAGACAUAACACAUGUUACACUUGACAUUAGAAUUAUAAUAUCAGAAAUAUCGAACAUGUCGACAGAACAUUCCAAUGUCACCGAAUACACCUUAGAAUUACGAGAUGAUUCAACACUUGACACAAAAGGUGACGCUGACGACGAUGUUUCAAGUAUUGAUGAAUAUGAAGAUGCAGUUGAGUAUCUGGAUGGGAUACAGACAAAUCACCAGCACGAUACAGACUUACUAUCAAGUGCAGAGGAACUAGAAAAUUUAAUCGAGGCUGUUGAUGGUAUAAAUUCAAUAACUAACAUUUCGAUGCCAAUAAACACCAAUGAAGUAUCAAAUACCUUACAAUAUGAUGACAUAGAGGUUUCAUCCAGUUUAGAUGAUCUAGAAAUAGAUGACCAUCCCACAUGUACAGAAGAUGGAAAUGUUGUUGUUGUUGCGAUUGAUUUCGGUACAACUUAUUCUGGAUGGGCUUUUUCUCUCCUUAAAAAAUUCAAAGAUGAUAAACUUGAUAUUCAAACAAAUAAUGGAUGGAAAUCCGGCGAUGGUUUGGUUACACCUAAAGUGCCUACUUGUAUCCUUUAUAACAAAAAUGAAGAGUUUAAUAGUUUUGGAUAUGAAGCUGAAAGCAGGUACGCAGAAUUAAUAGACGAUAAUAGAGCCGGAGAUUGGAGAUAUUUUAGUAGGUUCAAAAUGAGUUUGUUCUGUGAUGACAACUCAGCCCACAUGGGCUUUGGUAGAAUUUCAAGUAGAUAUAAGAUAAAAGACGUAAACGGAUAUCGAAUGUCAGCUUUGCAAGUGUUUGCUGAUACCCUUAAGUUUAUGAAAAACAAUGUCAUUGAGACCCUAAAGCUGAAAAUAUCAUCAAUACCUUUACAAUAUAUAUCAUGGGUGGUAACAGUGCCAGCUAUAUGGACGGAUAAAGCAAAACAGUUCAUGAGAUUAGCAGCUUUAGAGGCGGGUAUUCCUGGUACACAGCUAACUUUGGCCUAUGAACCUGAAGCAGCAGCAUUAUAUUGCCGAGAAUCAACCUAUCAAAGAAAAGGUCAGCUCAUUGGUCCAAUAUCCGCUUUUGGUACAGGAGAGUCACUUUUAAUUUUGGACUGCGGAGGGGGUACUAUUGAUAUAACAACCUACGAGAUAAUAGCAAACGGCAGACUUAAAGAGCUUCACGAGCCUACUGGUGGGCCAUGGGGAGGAACAAUGGUAGACGAGGCUUUUUAUGAGUUCAUAGAGGAAAUAUUUGGAACAGAAGUGUGGAAAAAAUACAAACACGAAUACAAAAGUGAGGUUCUCGAUAUACGGAGACAUUUUGAACUAAAAAAAAGAACAGUUGGUGAAAGCAGUGAACGUAGUGAACUAUUCCUACAGUUUCCACGGAGUUUAUUUGAUAAAUAUGAGGAGUUUUACUCCAAACCCUUUACAACUGAGAAAGGGGUUUCAAGGCAUAGAGAUAAGUUGAGAAUUCCAAGAGAAAACAUUAUAUCAUUGUUUGAGGAAUCGACCACUGCUAUUAUAAAUAAUAUUAAGGAACUAUUGCAAAAGCCAUGUCUAGUAAAAAUAAAAACGAUUUUGCUGAUAGGCGGAUACUCUGAUUCUGCAAUUCUUCGUAAUAAAGUUAUAGAGGAGUUUUCGGAAAUGACCGUAAUGUGCCCUGACGAUGCUGUUUUAUCAGUUGUUAAGGGAGCAGUAAUUUUUGGAAAUUCACCCGGAUUGAUCCAAGAACGUGUUUCUCCUCGGACAUAUGGUAUAUCAUGCAACGUACCAUUUGAUGAUGGCAAACAUCUCGAAAUGCUUUUAGAGUAUAAUGAUAAUCAUGCCAUGUGUAGAGAUGUUUUCAAAGUUCUGGUUCGCAAAGGUGACACUGUGAUAAUUGGUAAACAUGAUUUUGAAACUAUAUUUCAUCCAACAAGAGCAUUUGACAAAAAAGCCACAGUUGGUAUUUAUACUUCAACAGAGAAUGAUCCUAUGUAUACCUUCGGACCUUUCGUGCAAGAGCUUGGGGUUCUUGAAUUAAAUAUACCAGACACAAGUUUAGGAAAGUUGCGAGAAAUUAAAGUUUGUCUUAUUUUCAAAGCUACGGAAUUAACUGUCAUUGCAAAGGAAGGAGGCAACUUAGUACAUGGGAAAUUCAAUUGCCUAGGGUAAAGUUUAUGUUUUCACAAAACAGGAUAUAUAAAACAUUGUAAAAUACUAAUGCUAAAUAUCAUAAUACAUAUGGAAAAUAUACACAAUUGAUAUUUAAAA